Molecule: messenger RNA, 366 nt
Organism: Striga asiatica
Lineage: Eukaryota; Viridiplantae; Streptophyta; Magnoliopsida; Lamiales; Orobanchaceae
Source: the annotation of a GenBank genome assembly
AUGGUAGCACCAGGUAACGUGAACCCAACAAAGGUACAGGCCCCACCGCUCCCAGGGCAAGGCCGCCAGCCCGUGCGGGCGGCAGGCGUGGGCAUGGCUGCAUCAUCUGCCUCGACUGAUCAGAGCAGCGGUUACCAGGGGAACCCACGUGCGAGCUCGGCCACCCAGCACGGGCCUGAGGUACUCCACCAGCGGAGCAGGUUGCCCAUGUGCCCCGCCAGGAUGGCACUCGUCGGGUUUACGGCGGCUGCAGUGAUCGGCUACUUUACUCUUUAUAGUACCAAGAAGACCGAAGCCACUGCCCUUGAUGUUGCACGGGUUGCUACAGGGACGGCUACCACGGACCACACCCGACCCCGCAAUUAG